Molecule: messenger RNA, 1349 nt
Organism: Oncorhynchus nerka (sockeye salmon)
Lineage: Eukaryota; Metazoa; Chordata; Actinopteri; Salmoniformes; Salmonidae
Product: huntingtin-like
Exons: 8
Coding region: 41-1318 (425 amino acids)
Cellular component (GO): cytoplasm; nucleus
Source: RefSeq, a predicted model, not a curated record
GGCGGUCUCUGACCUGUUCACAGAGCGUAACCAGUUUGACAUGAUGUUCACCACCCUGAUGGAGCUGCAGAAGAGUCAUCCUGCUGAAGAUGAGAUAAUGAACCAGUACCUGGUACCAGCUCUCUGUAAGGCUGCUGCUGUCCUGGGCAUGGACAAGGCGACCUCUGAACCUGUGUGUCGGGUGUUGGAGCUGACCCUGCACAGCACCCACCUCCCCAGCCGUAUGGGAGCGCUGCACGGCCUGCUGUAUGUACUGGAGUGUGACCUGCUGGACGACACGGUGAAACAGCUGAUACCUGCCGUCUCCGACUACAUACUGAGUAACCUACGGGCCGUAGCACACUGUGUGAACCUGCACAACCAGCAGCAUGUCUUGGUGAUGUGUGCUGUGGCCUUUUACAUGAUGGAGAACUACCCUCUGGAUGUAGGAGCCGAGUUUACUGCUGGGGUUAUACAGAUGUGCGGUGUGAUGGUAUCAGCCAGUGAAGACUCCACCCCCUCAGUGAUCUACCACUGUGUGUUGCGUGGGUUGGAGCGCCUCCUGCUGUCGGAGCAGCUGUCUCGUAUGGACGGAGAGGCACUGGUUAAACUGAGUGUCGACAGGGUUAACAUGCCAAGCCCUCACAGAGCCAUGUCUGCACUGGGACUCAUGCUCACCUGCAUGUACACAGGCAAGGAGAAGGCCAGCCCUGGUCGCCCGGCCGGCGCUGUCGACCCUCAGGCCCCCGACAGCGAGUCUGUCAUCGUUGCCAUGGAGAGGGUCUCUGUGCUCUUCGACAGGGUCCGUAAGGGUUUACCCAGCGAGGCACGGGUGGUGGCCAGGAUUCUUCCACAGUUCCUGGACGACUUCUUCCCUCCGCAGGACGUCAUGAACAAGGUCAUCGGAGAGUUCCUGUCCAAUCAGCAGCCUUACCCACAGUUCAUGGCUACUGUCGUCUACAAGGUGUUCCAGACCCUCCAUGCUACAGGCCAGUCCAGUAUGGUGACAGACUGGGUGUUACUGUCUCUGUCUAACUUCACCCAGAGAACCCCAGUUGCCAUGGCCAUGUGGAGUCUGUCUUGCUUCUUCAUCUCUGCCUCCACCUCCCAGUGGGUCUCUGCCCUCCUGCCCCAUGUCAUCAGCCGUAUGGGUAAGAGUGAGGUGGUGGACAUCAGCCUGUUCUGUCUGGUGGCCCUGGACUUCUACAGACACCAGCUGGAUGAAGAGUUGGACCGCAGAGCCUUCCAGUCUGUCUUCCAGACCGUGGCCUCGCCUGGCAACACCUAUCAGCAGCUACUGGACUGUCUGCAGAGUAUCCACCAAGACACAUCACUCUGAGAGAGAGGGAGAGGGGGGGCAGAGAGAGAGA